This is a messenger RNA of Lolium perenne, 881 nucleotides long. RefSeq lists its product as uncharacterized. The record is from RefSeq and is a predicted model, not a curated record. NCBI's taxonomy places the organism in Eukaryota, Viridiplantae, Streptophyta, Magnoliopsida, Poales, Poaceae.
AUGGCUUCGCAGGGAUCUGGUGCUGUGGACGAUUUGGCUUGCUCUCAGGUUGGAUCCAGUGUUGAGUGUUCCAUUCGAAGGCAACAGUCAGACCAUUGCUUUCAGGUUGGAUCCAGUGUUCCAUUCGAAGGCAACAGUCAGACCAUUGCUUUCAGGUUCCAGGGUUGUUCAUUCAUCUCUUGCUGUUCCUAUUCAGCGUGCGUUUAUUCGCUUUCAUCGGGCAGGAAAGAUUUCAGACGCUUCAGGUCCCUUUUCGUUGCUGCUACCAGUUGUCUGUUGCAUCCUGUUAGGAUGUUCAUUGUUUAUUCGUCUUACCUUCAUUUGUUGGACACGGUGGCACCUCAAUGUGGGAUUCCCUUUCAUUCUUAUGUGAGCGAGGUGUCUGACGAUGGUGACGUCUUAGGAGGGGUUGAGCUUGAGCUUCCCGUUUCUAAGCCUCCUGGUGUCUCGCGCCGUCUAUUUUUCUGGGCGUCUGCUUCUUCUGGAUUUCCGCGCCCCCACGACAAGGCCGCUCUUCAAGCCCUGUCUUUUCUUCAAGAGUAUUAUGGGUUUGUAAUCUGCGAUUACAAUUAUCAGGGUAUGUUAGCUUAUAGGGAAUUAGCUAGGUCGGCUCUUAUCUUUGCUGCUUCCAUUGUUCGGACAGCUGGUUUAAACUGUGUGGGUUCCACCGGUUGUGUUUCUGAUGUAAGUGCUGCUGCACAUUGGCAGGUUCUGUAUUUACAGAUGGUAUCCUCGGCAUGUAGGUUUUAGUGUAGGUUGAGAUUUCGGCUUCUUACGUGUUGUACCGUUGUUUUAGAUGGCCUUGCGUGCCAUAGUAUAACUAAUAAACGGCUUUCUUGGUUAAGUGCAUGAGAGUUUUCUUAUUGUCCUACUGAUGCCAU